This is a messenger RNA of Penicillium verrucosum, 1473 nucleotides long. RefSeq lists its product as uncharacterized. The record is from RefSeq and is a predicted model, not a curated record. The transcript is spliced from 3 exons. NCBI's taxonomy places the organism in Eukaryota, Fungi, Ascomycota, Eurotiomycetes, Eurotiales, Aspergillaceae. The coding region runs from base 1 to 1473 and encodes 490 amino acids.
AUGGUGCACAAGGCGCGAGAAGCAAAUAUAUUUACUUACGCAAAAUUUGAUGUCGCUGCCCUUUUAUCACUUGCGCACAGCCUUCGCGGGAAGGAGUGCUCUUGUGAUGAAACCCAACGCCCUAAUAGUGGUAGCCUGAAUUGGGUCAUCUUCAUCUCAUUUGAGGAUGGGGUCGAAUGGGUUUUCAGGUCUCCACGCAGAUCAUCCGAGCUCAAGAAAUCCACUGCCAGUGAGGUGCUCAUUAGUGAGGUAUCGACGAUGAAGUACCUCGGAGAAAUGAGCAAAAUACCUGUGCCAGAAGUGUUCUCUUAUUGUGCGACCGACCAGAAUGAUAUCAAGGUCCCAUAUAUCUUGAUGAGCAAAGCUUCCGGGGUACCUCUAAGCACAUAUCAAUGGGAAGACGACAUGGCCAGCCCGCCUGGUAUCGAUGACAGUCCACAACCGGUGUUAUCAACAAUCCAAAAAAGGAGAAUCCUCGGACAACUUGGGGGUAUACAUGCCGCACUGUCCAAUAUACGGUUCGGUGAAAUCGGCUCACUUUUUAUGGACAGCAAUAACUCUUACGCUACGCGGAAGUGCUUAUUUCCUAGCCUAGUAUGGCAGCAUCGGGACGAAUUUGAUGAUACGGACGUCACGCGUGGGCCUUUCUCAGAGGCGAAAACAUUCUACAUGGCCUCCAUAAAUUCGUUUCUUGCUCAUUCAGCAGAACUACCGAUGGAGCACCACCUCUUCCAUGCACCAGUGCCUGUCGUUCAAGAGUACGAUAGCUUUGAAGAAUAUCGGCUGGCUACUGAUCGAUGGAACGAUUACGCCACUGUGGGAUCCAAAAUUGAGAGCAGGGAGAACCGGCUUGAUUACACUUUAGUCGGUAUUUCACUUAGGGAUAUGCACCCUGAUAUAAGCACGCAAAAUAUCUUUGUGGAUGAGGAUCUGAAUAUAACGUGUAUUAUCGACUGGGCUUUUGCGUCUUCCGUGCCUCCUGCAAUGCUUCUUGUCUGCCCCGGCCUCCCUCACCCUCGUGAUGGCAUACAUUCCUCUCUUUUAGGAGCCUUUGUUGACGGCUUUAUAGCUGGAGAAGGGUUCGGUUGUGCGACUGCGCUUGACUUCGCACAUAACGACAUUUUCUGGGCAUUCUUUCGUCUGAUUAAUCUCGAUUCUCUGCAAGAUUUUCACUACUUCUCUCUACUCAUUCAUUCAAUUAUCGGACAGGAAGUGUACCCUUACCUUCGCCAUAUUAAGGGAAAGACAGAGUUCCUUGAAGCAGCAGAAUACGUGUUGGAAGAUGAAGAUGACCAAGAGAGGCUGAAGCGGGAUGAAGAACAAUACUUUUCAUGUGUUGGUCCCCAGCGGCAGGCGCUCUCACGCCAUCUUACCAUGGUCAAACAGCUCAAUAAUCAAUUCGUUGCGGAUAAGAGGUUAUGGAAAUGGAUUGAACUUUAUCUAAAUCAGCGAGAUUUGGAUAUGUUUUCUUGA